Darwinula stevensoni is the source of this 529-nucleotide messenger RNA. The record is from the annotation of a GenBank genome assembly. Lineage: Eukaryota; Metazoa; Arthropoda; Ostracoda; Podocopida; Darwinulidae.
AUGGGGGAGUUGCUCCUCGAGCCCGGUGAGAGACUCAGCUUCCUGGUUUCUUCGCCGGAGAUCGGGGAGAUCGAGGAGAUUCUCAUGGAAUGGGAACGCGGAGGAGCGUUUAAGAACCCUAAGACUAGACGGGUUCUCUCCCAGCCGAGGAUAAUCAUCGACCGAGUCGUCGUUCACACCCUCGAGCACCGCGCCACGGCGGGUUUCUGCGGCUGGGGUCGGGAGCUGGCGCCCGGGGAGAAGAUGACCUUGAGACGCGAUGAUCCUGGAGAAUGCCUGGUGCAACCUCUGUCCAGGAUGAAUCAGAUACUCAGGGGCUCCCUCAAGUUCCGACCUUAAGAUUUAAGAAUCCCUUCGGAACACUGUUUCCGGAAUCUAUUCAUGUAUUUCCCACCGUUCCUACGUGAUGGAGAUAGGCAUGAAUUGCGUCUCCCUGUGAUGGUGUUAAUCCCAUUGGCAACGUUGAUCUCUCAUCUGUGGCAUUACGAAUUCGUAUUCUCUCACGACGUACCUGAUGCAGUAGCACGGC